Molecule: messenger RNA, 468 nt
Organism: Naegleria lovaniensis
Lineage: Eukaryota; Heterolobosea; Eutetramitea; Acrasida; Naegleriidae
Exons: 4
Coding region: 1-468 (155 amino acids)
Source: RefSeq, a predicted model, not a curated record
AUGGCUCCACGAUCAAUUCCUCAAACCUGUGCUGAACUUAAAUCCUCUGCCUCUCGCUCUGUUCUCAUCACUGUAACCCCUGAUACCCAUCUCGAUAAAUGUUUGAUGGCCAUGGUUGAAAAUGAUGUCAGACACUUGAUUGUUGUUGAAAGUGAACAAAGUAAGAAGAUUGUGGGUCUUAUUUCCGAACGAGAUAUCCGUCUUGCCAUCGGAAGCCCACUCAUUCAUAAAGAUAUGGAUAUUAAACAAGAAAUUGAUGAAUUUGCAAAGCAAUUGGCAUCUACCAUCAUGACAAGAUCUGUAAUCUCUGUUAAGGAGAAUGAUUCAGUCUUGGAGGCUGCAAAGAUGAUGAGAGUAUCAAGAAUUGGAGCUUUGCCUAUUGUUGACGAUAACGACAACGUUGUUGGUAUUAUUACACGUACCGAUAUGCUGGAUCAAUUGAUUCGAGUGUUGGAUCAGGAACAAUAA